AUGGAGGACGACCGGGUCCUUGUAGACCUCGGUGUUGCUGCUGAGAUAGAGGAGAAGGAGGUGAGGGAAAAUGUGAUGAAACAGCCCAAGAAGCGUUUUGUCGGCAGGAGAGCUGCGGCCGAAGCCGCGAAAUCGAGUCCAGGGGCUGCGUCAAUCGAGGAAAGUGGAACUAUUCAAGUUGCUCAACCAAGGAGGGCACCGAGGAUGCUCAACCAAGUACCUCCCGAUAUUCUCAACGACGAAGCCUUGAAAGCGGCGAUAUCCCUUCUCCCAGCAAACUACUCCUUUGAGAUUCCAAAAACCAUCCACCGGAUACGUUCGCUGGCCGCCAAAAAGGUAGCCUUGCAGAUGCCAGAAGGCCUCCUCCUGUUCGCCACCACGAUUUCCGACAUCCUCACCGAGUUCUGCCCAGGUAUCGAAACACUCAUUAUGGGCGACGUAACCUACGGCGCGUGCUGCAUCGACGAUUACACCGCACGAGCAAUGGGCUGCGACUUGCUAGUUCAUUACGCCCACAGUUGUUUGAUCCCGGUGGAUGUCACCAAAAUCAAGACACUCUACGUGUUCGUUGAUAUCAGCAUCGACACAUCACAUCUGCUCGCCACCCUAGAACGCAACUUCUCUCCGGGUAAGACACUUGCUCUAGUAGGGACAAUCCAGUUUAAUGCGACAAUACAUGGUGUCCGGUCGACCUUGGAAAAGGCGGGCUUCAAGGUCAUCGUACCCCAGAUCGCACCGCUGUCGAAAGGGGAGAUUCUAGGUUGCACAUCACCCAACCUUUCGACAUACACUGACGCCCCCGUGGACCUGAUUCUCUACCUUGGUGAUGGCCGUUUCCACCUGGAAAGCAUCAUGAUCCACAACCCGAAUAUCCCGGCCUAUCGAUACGACCCAUACUCACGCAAGCUCACACACGAGACAUAUGGUCACGACGAGAUGCAGGACAUCCGACGGGAUGCUAUUCGGACGGCUAAGAAGGCCAAGAAAUGGGGACUCAUCUUGGGAUCUCUCGGGAGGCAGGGCAACCCACACACCAUGGCUCUAAUCGAGAGCAAGUUGAACCAAAUGGGCAUCCCUUUCAUCAACCUGCUGUUGAGUGAGAUCUUCCCUGGGAAGUUGGCCAUGAUGAGUGAUGUGGAAUGUUGGGUUCAGGUAGCGUGUCCGCGGCUAAGUAUCGACUGGGGGUAUGCGUUCCCAAGGCCGCUGCUGACGCCAUAUGAAGCGUUAAUCGCGCUGGAGGAGAAAGAGGACUGGGGCAAGGGGCCAUAUCCUAUGGAUUACUAUGGCAAGGAGGGGCUUGGGAGGACAAAGCCAGACAUUGUACAGCCUAGCUAG
This is a messenger RNA of Dichotomopilus funicola, 1335 nucleotides long. Its product is annotated as putative diphthamide synthesis protein-domain-containing protein. Gene Ontology annotation, biological process: protein histidyl modification to diphthamide. Gene Ontology annotation, molecular function: 2-(3-amino-3-carboxypropyl)histidine synthase activity. The record is from RefSeq and is a predicted model, not a curated record. NCBI's taxonomy places the organism in Eukaryota, Fungi, Ascomycota, Sordariomycetes, Sordariales, Chaetomiaceae. Bases 1 to 1335 code for a protein of 444 amino acids. The transcript is spliced from 2 exons.